Funneliformis caledonium is the source of this 301-nucleotide messenger RNA. Lineage: Eukaryota; Fungi; Glomeromycota; Glomeromycetes; Glomerales; Glomeraceae. The record is from the annotation of a GenBank genome assembly.
UUAUCAAAAGUUAAUGCCAAAAUUUACUAGUGAUAAACUUGAAAUUAGGAUUGAUUCAGAAUUAGAAGGUGAACAACAAGUACAUGUUCUUGUUACCUAUGAUGAAACAACUUUUCAAUCAAAUGAUGGACAAAAAUCAGGAAAAACUAUUCAUGUUAGUGAUUUUUUAACUGAUACAAUUGGAAGAUUGAAAUUAGAUGAAAAAGAGAUUGAUGAUACAAUUCCAAAUAAAGCUCAUGUUAUGAUUAAUCCUGGAAAAAAUUUUGAUGGAUGGUGGAAUGUUGAUCAAUUAAUUGACCAG